AUGUCCCUCCCCAGAUCCCUCUCAUUCCUCCGUCAAGGUACAGGUGGACAGAUCCUCGACAUCUACCUCGACCCACUCUGUCCGUACUCUGCCAAAAUCACCAGAUCACUCACGACAAACGUCCUCCCACUGAUCAAGAAAGGAGGUAAAUACGAAGGUAAAUUGAGUGUGGUCGCCAGGCUCUAUCCUCAACCAUUCCACUAUUACGGCCCAUUCCACAUAGAAGCUUUGAUCGUAUUUGGUAGACUCUACCCGGAUCUCUUCUGGGAUUACCUCACAGCGAUAUUCGAAACUCAAACCGAAUAUUUCAAUCAACCUUCAGCGACCAUCACACCCUCCGAAGCUCGAGACAAGUUGACUCACCUUGCUACCGAUCUCUUAGAGAAGAAACAUAAAGUGGAAGGACCUAAAUCCAAAUUGUUCGGUGAGAUCAGAGAUAAGUUGGAAAAUAAAGGUAGUCCCAAUGGAGGUACGGAAGCCACAGACGAUAUAAAGUAUCUUGUUAAAGUGGGACGUCAAAAUGGAGUUCAUGUUACGCCCACAGCGCUUCUCGACGGUCUCAAAGACGACUCAGUAAGUUCUUCGUGGGGUAAAGAAGAAUGGGAAAAAUGGAUCUCGUGA
Messenger RNA from Kwoniella mangroviensis CBS 8507, 621 nucleotides. RefSeq lists its product as uncharacterized. Bases 1 to 621 code for a protein of 206 amino acids. NCBI's taxonomy places the organism in Eukaryota, Fungi, Basidiomycota, Tremellomycetes, Tremellales, Cryptococcaceae. The transcript is spliced from 6 exons. The record is from RefSeq and is a predicted model, not a curated record.